This is a messenger RNA of Rhizoctonia solani, 3228 nucleotides long. Its product is annotated as Elongation factor Tu GTP binding domain. The transcript is spliced from 11 exons. Bases 1 to 3228 code for a protein of 1075 amino acids. Gene Ontology annotation, molecular function: GTP binding; GTPase activity; ribosome binding. Gene Ontology annotation, biological process: cytosolic ribosome assembly. The record is from RefSeq and is a predicted model, not a curated record. NCBI's taxonomy places the organism in Eukaryota, Fungi, Basidiomycota, Agaricomycetes, Cantharellales, Ceratobasidiaceae. Gene Ontology annotation, cellular component: cytosol; ribonucleoprotein complex.
AUGGACAACGAAGCCGGAGGUGAUAACAUUCGGGUCAUUACCACAAUCGGGCACGUCGAUCAUGGAAAGACUACAUUCGUCGACUCCCUCUUAGCAGCAAACAAUAUCAUUUCUGCUCGGAUGGCCGGAAAGAUCCGAUACAUGGAUAGUAGAGAGGACGAACAAGAGAGAGGAAUUACGAUGGAGAGUAGCGCUGUGUCGCUGAGAUUCAAAAUGAUGAAGCGUUCGGCUGCCGGAACUCCCGAGGCCGAGAACUUCGUUAUCAAUCUAAUUGAUACACCUGGCCAUGUUGACUUUUCGAGUGAAGUCUCUUCGGCCUCUCGUCUAUGCGAUGGUGCUCUAGUCUUGGUAGAUGUAGUCGAAGGGGUCUGUUCACAGACUAUUACGGUGCUGCGCCAAGCAUGGGUCGAUCGUUUACGUCCUGUCCUGGUCGUCAACAAAUUCGAUCGCCUAAUCUUGGAACUCAAAUUAUCCCCGUUCGAAGCUCAUCACCAUCUCACACAAUUGAUCGAGCAGGUUAACGCUGUUAUGGGCAGCUUCCAUGCUGCAGAGCGUAUGGAAGACGAUCUGCGGUGGCGCGAGGAACGUGAGCGCCGCUUACAGGCACGGAAAGAGGCUGGUGCGGAGAGUGCCGAGAACGAUGCGAAUGCGGGGAUCGAGGGGGCCGAUACGAGUGCGGAAGCAGUCUAUCAGGAAAAAGACGAUGAGGACCUAUAUUUCGCGCCUGAGAAAGGUAAUGUUAUAUUCGCCUCGGCGAUAGACGGAUGGGGUUUCCGGGUGUCCAGAUUUGCGCAGAUGUAUGCUGCCAAACUUGGGAUAAAGGAAGGCAAUUUGCGAAGAGUCUUGUGGGGAGAUUUCUAUCUUGAGCCCAAGACCAAGCGAGUCAUUAGCUACAAGCAUCUGCGCGGCCGGAAUCUGAAGCCCUUGUUUGUGCAAUUUGUGCUCGAAAAUAUAUGGGCUGUGUACGAUAGCGUGGUCAUGAACCCGAAUCCGGAUAAGGUGACAAAGAUUUGCAGCACCCUCGACGUUAAAGUUACGCCUCGAGACCUUAAAUCAAAGGAUACUCGUCAACUUGCAGCAUCUGUUAUGUCGCAAUGGCUACCUUUGGCAACUUGUACAUUUUCAACUGUGGUUGAUGCCAUACCACCCCCACACAAGGCUCAAGGAGUCCGUGUAUCUCGCAUGCUUCACCCUGAUCAAGACUCCGAUUCUCUGGAACCCCAUAACAAACUUGAAAGCGACUUAUACACAUGUUCAACGGACGCCGAGGCAUGUGUGGUCGCGUAUGUGAGUAAAAUGUUUGCCGUACCAACAAAGGACCUGCCGGCCAACAAGAAGAAAGAAAUGACUGCCGAUGAGAUGCGUGCCCGAGGUCGUGCUGCCAGAGAGGCCCGCGCUGCUGCUGGAGUGGGAGAUACUAUUGUCGAAGAGGCUAAGCCGGUGGAUUCAGGGGAGCAUACGGUCGUGGAAACCAAGCCGGGUGCGCUUGAUGGGCUCGUAGAAGAGGACGAGACAUUGAUUGGAUUCGCUCGCCUUUUCUCUGGCGUCCUUCGACCGGGUGCUACCGUCUAUUGUGCUCUUCCUAGGUUCGAUAAUCAAAAACCUAACGCAUCCACGUUGCGGACAGUCAAGGUUGGCUUACUAUUUACUAUGAUGGGUCGGGACCUUGUCCCUGUCAACGAGGUGCGAGCUGGGAACGUGUUUGCUAUCUCUGGCCUGGAGGGGGUUGUCUGGCGCAAUGCUACGCUUUCCGAUUUACCAAAGCUCAUUCGAGGACUAAAGCUUCUCAGUCAGGCUGACCCUUGCGUUGAAAGCUUCCAGCAGCAGACAGGAGAAUGGGUGAUUCUCACCGCGGGAGAGUUGCAUCUGGAGCGAUGUUUGAAGGACCUGAGAGAGCGCUUUGCAAAGAUUGAUGUCCAAGCUUCCAAACCGAUAGUUCCAUUCCGAGAAACUGCGGUUAAAGCUCCCGAUAUGCCUCCCCCAAAGUCUCAGAGCGCCGUGCGGGGAACUAUUCAUGGUUCGAGUGCUCAUGGCGCAGUCACAUUUACUAUUCGGGCUGCACCAAUGCCCAAUAGCAUUACAGAUUUCCUCCAAGCCAAUGUUAGCGUUAUGCGCAAAUGGCUAAGAGAAGGGCGUGUCAAAAACGAAUCCGAGUCGACAGAAUUUGUUGAGCAAGGCAAGGCAGUUACGGAGGAAGACGUGACCGCCGAUGCGGACUCUUCCCAGGUCGCGACUGUCAAGGACGUAGAUUUCUGGCCAGCCUUUGAGAAACUAUGCGCAGAAGCUGGGAAAGAAUGGACAGAUCUACCUGGGCGUAUCGUUGCGACUGGGCCUCAUCAUGCUGGUCCGAAUGUACUUGUGGGCGGGACAGCUUCCGGUAUUACUUCACUCCAGAGUCGUACAGAUCCGCGCUGGAAGUCUCAAACCAAACCUGAGGACGCACCUACCAAAAAGGUCUAUCGAGAUUAUGAAGAUAGCAUCGAUACAGGAUUUCAGAUUGCCACCUUCCAAGGCCCAUUGUGUGCGGAACCCGUCAUGGGUAUGGCUUAUUUCCUGGAAGAUGUAAAACAAAACCCGGACGCUACGCAUACACAACCUGGACAAAUCACGGGCUCGAUGAUCUCCGCCGUUCGCGAUGCUUGCCGCGCUGGGCUAUUGGAUUGGUCACCCCGGCUUAAGCUCGCCAUGUAUACAUGUGACAUCCAAGCCACGACGGAGGUUCUUGGGAAAGUGUAUGGUGUUGUCGCCCGCCGACGUGGCCGCAUCGUUUCGGAAGAAAUGAAGGAGGGCUCGAUCUUCUUCACUGUCGAGGCGCUCCUCCCUGUCGCUGAAAGUUUUGGAUUUGCUGAUGGUCUGUGGCCUCCACAUUCGUGUUUGUCUGUGUUGACCAAUCGCCCAUCUUUCAUCCAGAAUUGCGUGGGCGAACGUCAGGCGCUGCAAGUCCGCAGCUUAUUUUCAGCGGGUAAGUCCGGUGGCGACCCUGGACCUAGCUUUGGUCUAGUUCCUGGAUGCUCGGCGCUCACGGGCGAGCUGAUCUACAGAUACGAGCUAUUCGACCAAGACCCAUUCUGGGUCCCAACCACCGAAGAGGAACUCGAGGACCUUGGUGAAAAGGCGGACCGGGCCAACGUUGCUCUCGGAUAUGUGAAUGCCGUGAGGAAACGCAAAGGUCUGUUCGUGGAGGAAAAGAAGUUCGAGGCGGAAAAGCAGAGGACACUCAAAAAGUAA